Hypanus sabinus (Atlantic stingray) is the source of this 3705-nucleotide messenger RNA. Its product is annotated as trafficking regulator of GLUT4 1-like. The record is from RefSeq and is a predicted model, not a curated record. The transcript has 3 exons. NCBI's taxonomy places the organism in Eukaryota, Metazoa, Chordata, Chondrichthyes, Myliobatiformes, Dasyatidae. The coding region runs from base 2356 to 2910 and encodes 184 amino acids. Gene Ontology annotation, cellular component: membrane.
GAAACCAGAAACAGAACAGCAGAAAAUGUUGGAAAAGCUCAGCAGGUCAGGCCACACCCACAGGGUGAGAAGAGUUAAAAUAUAAGGGCAGACACUCAUGGUCAGUUGUAUGGAAGAAGCCAUGGAAUGUGUAUUGAUGAAGGGAACUCUGGUCUAACACCCAUAGGACAAAGUCAGAACCUGGUCUAACAUUUAGAGAUGGUGGGACACAACAAAUCGGAGAAUCUCAAGCAGGAUCAGGGGAUGGGAUAUUUGGUUCAAGGAAGGCAGGAGGAGAAUCCAUAGGAACAAAGCAAGUUGAUAAAAUGCUUUGGAGUAAGACUGUAAGACCGUAAGCCAUUGGAGCAGAAUUAAGCCACUCAGCCCAUUGAGUCCGCUCUGCCAUUCCAUCAUGGCUGGUCCAUCAUUCCUCUCAACCCCACAUUCUCCUGCCUUCACCCCGUAACCUUUGACAUUCUGACUAAGCAAGAACCUAUCAACCUCUGCUUUAAAUAUACUCAGACUUGGCCUCCACAGCUAUCCACCACAAUGAAUUCUACCAAACUUACUCCCAUGCUAAAUGCACAUUUCUCUAUUCAGAGGCUGUGCUCUCUGGUCCUAGACUGAUAGGAAACACCCUCUCCACAUCCAAUGUAUUUAGGCCUUUCAAUAGUCAAUUAGCUUCAAAAAGUUUUCCCCUACACACACACUAUUCUUCUAACCUCCAGCGAAUACAGGCCCAGAGCCAUCAAGAAUGAUGUUAACCCUUUCACUCCCAGAGUCAUCCUCAUGAACCUCCUCUGGACCCUCUUCAACAUGCCAGUAUAUCUUUUAUUUAUUUAUUUCUGUAUUGAGGUACAGGCCCUUCAAACCACACCACCCAGCAAUCCCCGACUUAGCCUAAUCAUGGGAUAAUUCACAAUGACCAAUUAACCCACCAACCGGUAUGUCUUUGGAGUGUGGGAGGAAACCGGAGCACCCGGAGGAAACCCACACAGUCACGGGGAGAAAGUACAAUCUCCUUACAGACAGCGGAGGGAAGAUAAGGGCCCGGAACUGCUCACAAUACAGUACUCCCAAGUGCAGUCAGACCACUGCCUUAUAAAGUCCCAGCUUUGCACCUUUGCCUGUAUACUCUGGUCCUCGGGAAAUGAUUGCUAACAAUCCCCUUGCCUUUCUUCCCUGCACAAGGUGUCUCAAGUCCCUUAGCACCUCAGAUUUUCAAAUUUUCUCCCCGUUUAGAAAAUCAGGGGAAGCAGAGCAAAGGAGAAUGGUUUAAUUGCUUUUCUGCACAUAGACCAAAACAAUCUGACAAAACAGCUUGGAUUAAACCAUCAAAUGGAACAAUUUGCCAGUUCAAUUUUCUACAGGAGGAACCUGUUGCAAUCAAAGUCAUAAAUCUUGAGGUCGAUCCUAAUUAGUCCUAUGGGUGUCACAGUCUUAUACUUAAAUGUUAAAUCUGAAUACCGUUAUCUGUACAACUUUAAUCUUAAACAGUGACCAGUGAGAUUAAACGAAAACAAUUAGCUGACAAGCGAGCACACUUAUCAUUCUAUUCGAUGGACUUGGAAUUAGUUACCUCGAGUGUAUAAACUCUGACAAAUACACAUAUAUAACUUAAUCCUGAAACAUUUUGUGUGCGUUACCCUUGAUUUUGUUGCAUACGGUUCAAACGAUCGCUUUUAAACGGAGCCUGACCAUCUGAAAGCAUUAGCCGGAGUUACUUGUAAUAUCGAUCAAUCUUUUUUUUCAAAUGGAGUUCUGUGGCUCCGCAAAUACAAUUGUAUGAAUUAUGUAGAAAGCAAUCAUAGUGCAGCGAGUGGGGAGGAGGAGGAUGUGUGAUACAGAGCCUGACUCGGAAAGAAGCACGCUUUAAAUGCAAGUAUUCCCCAAGGUCUGGCAGCGGAGGGAACGGGCAGGUUGCAGACCGCCUCGUCUGCCUGUCGGGCAAAGGCAUUCACAGGCAGGUAGGGAAGAGGGACACGUGGAGUCGAUUCCAUUCACUCGUCAGCGCAGGAUCCGAUUAUUUUCCUCCCUAAUUGUCUUAGAGGUUCGUGGAAUUCCGCAAGUGGAGAGGGGACAGAGGAGUCCGCGUUGCAGCUUCGGAGAGAUUGGAGCGCUAUUUCUGACCAGCCCACCACAUCUGCAUGGGUUCGUCUGGUGCGAGGGAGCCCAGUGUGUCCACGCAGAGGGUGGCACUGUCAGACUGAGGAGAACGGCGGCUCGUGGCAAGGCGGGAAUCUUCACCCUUUACCUCGCCGUCCACUUUCUUGUCCCCACCCCGACCAUUUCAAUGACCCGCGUGUUUGUUUAAUCCCUCCGUUUCCUCCCUUCCCGAGGAUGAGACUGUAAGACCUGCGCAGCGAGCGAGCAGCGAUGGCCGUAAACACGGACGCGGAGUUUGAGAAGAACUUGGGUGAAUCUGGGGACUCGGCUCUACCGAAGGAUCACCAGGAGAUGGAGAAGCUUCUGUUGAGCACGUCGCAGGCAAGCCUGGGGAAUGGCAUCAAGAACUCCAGGUCGUUCACUGUUAGCCUGCCGAACGCCAAGGAGCUGGAGGCCGAGCCCAAUGGCCACAACAUGAAGUACAUGUCCUCGGAGUCAAUGUCUAAAAUUGGCGCCACACCCACUUCGCCGUCCCGGGUGAGCGUGGGAAGGGCAUCGUCCACGGGCACAGGUAGUGCCCGGGAGCAGGCCCGGCCCAGGGAUUACCUGAUCCUGGCCAUCCUCAGCUGCUUCUGCCCGAUGUGGCCCAUCAACAUCGUGGCGCUCGUCUACUCCAUCAUGUCCAGAAACAGCUUACAACAAGGGGACACGGAUGGAGCCAGGAGACUGGGACAUCUUGCCAGAUUACUAAGCGUUAUAGCAAUAGUCCUGGGGACGCUCAUCAUAAUCACUUACUGUGUGGUCAACUAUGCAGUUGGCAUGUAGAAAACCUGCAAAACCACAAGAGCAUCUGGGAUUAUUCCUUUAUGGACUUAGUGAGGUGGAGUCCAUCUCUUUAAGGAAAAAUCCAGUUUACCAAUUCCAGAACAAGAUGGAGGGUCUUCACCAGGAGCCACCAAGCUGUCCCAAUUUAGCUCAAAUAUGCAUCACUUUCACCUCAGCACAGUGAGAGCUGGAAACUCUUAAGUUGCCAUCCGACAACAGAUUUCAAAGCUAAUCAGCCAAUUCCACUUAGGUACUUGAAAAGAGGAGAGCUCUGUGGGAUCCUUGUCAGGAAUGGCACAUGUGCAUGCGCCGGAAUGGAGAGAAACUUCUCACCUGUUUAGAGAAUAUGAUUAUAAACCCUUUUCCAUGCUAACACACAAAAACUCGCCUAAAUGCGCACUGUGAUCUUGGUCCUAUGUAGAAAUCAAUGGGACUUCAAAGCCAAAAUUUGCCAGUAUAACUUGCACUGGAAAAGAGGUGGAUGAAAAGAAGCUGAGAAUGAAGAACUUGAGAAUGGAACCAACAUUUAUACACUUGGUUACUUAGAUGGCAGCAGUAGUUUUGGUAAAUUGCAGGAUUUUGUACUUUUGAUGAAAAAAAUUACUACUUGCAUGUGAAAAGUGAACAUAUUAUGGUUAACUAAAGAGAAUGAGAUAUCUGUGGGUGUGGACUUACUAGUCAUGAUGUUUGAUGUUGUAUUCUCCUUGUUUCUGUGGCUAUAUUCACCAAAUGAAUGAGUGUUGUUUAAAUAUUUCCGCACUUUAUAAUUUGCUUUUUGAUUGUCGCAAGAUGAUU